GGACCAGGUUCCCCGAUUUUAUUGAAGACUCUUGGGGGGGGGGCGGGCGGCUUUUCGGCUUUUGUUCCCGUUUUUUACAAUCCGCUGCCCCCAGAGGGGAAAGCGUUUUUCUGUGCUGGAGGAGGGGUUCCGUGGUGAGCCCGUUUCGCCACGGAGUUGAGCCCAGGAGUUGAGCCCAGUCGCGUUUCCUGGCUGCCGCGAUUGGUGGUGUCAGAAGGGGUCUGUGCAUUUGCGAGUCCAGCGAUCUGUACAAACUGUGCCGAACUGCCUCUAAUCCUUACCCACUUUUUUUCUUCACAUGCUGAUAAAUGAGGAUUCAUGGGUGUUGAGUCGGAGUCCUGGGGACCCUGGACGGCUGUCAUGGAGACGGAGAGCGAGCAGACCUCCAGCUCCGCCAACGGGAGUUCCGGCUCGGGGGCCAGCUCUCGGCCCCAGAUAGCGCAGAUGUCGCUGUACGAGCGGCAGGCCGUGCAGGCCCUGCAGGCUCUGCAGCGUCAGCCCAAUGCAGCUCAGUAUUUCCACCAGUUCAUGCUCCAGCAGCAACUCAGCAAUGCCCAGCUGCACAGCCUGGCCGCCGUCCAGCAGGCCACCAUCGCGGCCAGUCGGCAGGCCAGCUCCCCCAGCACCAGCAGCACGCAGCAGCAGGCUGCCACCACCCAGGCGUCGAUCAACCUGGCGACCACCUCGGCGGCGCAGCUCAUCAGCCGCUCGCAGAGCGUGAGCUCCCCGACGGCCACCACGCUGACCCAGUCCGUGCUGCUGGGCAGCCCUACCUCCCCGCCGCUCAGCCAGUCGCAGGCGCAGAUGUACCUCCGGCCACAGCUGGGCAACCUGUUGCAGGUCAACCGGACCCUGGGCCGGAAUGUGCCUCUGGCCUCCCAGCUCAUCCUGAUGCCCAACGGGGCGGUGGCUGCCGUCCAGCAGGAGGUGCCCUCGGCGCCGUCGCCGGGAGCGCAUGCCGAUGCCGAUCAGGUGCAGAACUUGGCGGUCCGGAACCAGCAGGCCUCAGCCCCGGGCCCCCAGAUGCCCGGCUCCGCGCAGAAGGCCAUCGCGCCCGGGGCCGCCCCGGUCUCCAGUCUCUCCCAGGCCUCCAGCCAGGCCCUGACGGUGGCUCAGGCGUCCCCCGGGGCCUCCGGCCAGUCCCUCAACCUCAGCCAAGCUGGUGGCGGCAGCGGGAAUAGCCUCCCCGGGCCCCUGGGUCCCGGCGGAGGCGGCCAGGCGCCCGGGGGCUUGGGCCAGCUGUCCUCGCCCGGCCUGGGCGGUGGCGGGAGCUGCCCCAGGAAGGGCACGGGGGUCGUGCAGCCCCUGCCCGCGGCGCAGGCGGUGACCGUGAGCCAGGGCAGCCAGACGGAAGCGGAGAGCGCCGCGGCCAAGAAGGCCGACGCCGACGGCGCGGCUCAGCAGAACGUGGGCAUGAACCUGACGCGGACCGCCACGCCCGCCCCCAGCCAGACCCUCAUCAGCUCAGCCACCUACACGCAGAUCCAGCCGCACUCCCUCAUCCAGCAGCAGCAGCAGAUCCACCUGCAGCAGAAGCAGGUCGUGAUCCAGCAGCAGAUCGCCAUCCACCACCAGCAGCAGUUCCAGCACCGCCAGUCGCAGCUGCUGCACACGGCCACGCACCUGCAGCUGGCGCCGCCCCAGCAGCCGCCGCCCGCGCCCGCGCCCGCGCCUGCGCUCUCGGCGCCGCCGCCGCCCGCCGUCCCGCCCGGCGCGCCGCUGCCGCCCUCCCCGUCCCAGCCGCCGGCACAGACGCUGGUGGUGCAGCCCAUGCUGCAGUCGUCGCCCCUGUCGCUGCCGCCCGACCCCGCCGCCAAGGCCCCGCUCCCCAUCCAGUCCAAGCCGCCCCUCGCGCCCCUCAAGCCCUCCCAGCUGGGCGCCGCCAAGCUGGCCGCCGCGCCGCCACUGCCGCCGCCCCACAUCCCCGUGCAGGUGGUGGGCACGCGGCAGCCCGGGGCCGCGCAGGCCCAGGCGCUGGGCCUGGCCCAGCUCACCGCCGCCGUCCCCGCGUCCCGGGGCAUGCCCGGCCCGGGCCCGCCCGCCCCGGCCCAUCUGGCCGCCUCGCCGCCCGUGUCCCAGGCGCCUGGGGCGCUGCAGGAGUGCCCCCCGUCCCUGGCCGCGGGCAUGGGCCUGGGCCCGGUGCAGGGCACCACGCACGUGGUCAAGAGCGGGGCGCCCGCCGCCUCGCCGCUGGUGGCGCAGGUGCCCGCGGCCUUCUACAUGCAGUCCAUGCACCUGCCGGGCAAACCCCAGACGCUGGCCGUGAAGCGCAAGGCCGAGACGGAGGAGGAGAGAGACGACGGCCCCGCCUUGGGGUCCCUGCUUCCUGCCAAGGUGUCCCCAGUAGCAGAGAGCCCAAAGAUCCUGGAGGAGAGGGGUGGCUUCGGAGAGAAAGCGGACCCCGGCGCCAGCGUGAACGCCAAGCCCCCCGGCGGGGACCUCGCAGCCAUGGCCCCGGCUCCCUCGGCACCGCCUCCUACCCUCGCCAUGGUGUCCAGACAGAUGGGCGACUCCAAGCCCCCCCAGGCCAUCGUGAAGCCCCAGAUCCUCACGCACAUCAUCGAGGGCUUCGUCAUCCAGGAGGGCGCCGAGCCUUUCCCGGUGGGCUGCUCUCAGAUCCUGAAAGAGUCCGAGAAGCCGCUUGCCACCAGCCUCCCUCCGGGCCUGAAGGAGAAGCAGCCAGCCGGGCCCUUGGGUGGAAGUAGCCCGUCCGCUGAGCCAGACAAGAAGGCCAACCUCCUCAAGUGCGAGUACUGCGGGAAGUACGCGCCCGCCGAGCAGUUCCGCGGCUCCAAGCGCUUCUGCUCCAUGACCUGCGCCAAGAGGUAUAACGUGAGCUGCAGUCACCAGUUCCGGCUGAAGAGGAAAAAAAUGAAAGAGUUUCAGGAAGCCAAUUACGCCCGCGUGCGUCGGCGCGGGCCCCGCCGCAGCUCGUCGGACAUCGCCCGUGCCAAGAUCCAGGGCAAGCGCCACCGGGCGCAGGAGGACUCCAGCCGGGGCUCGGACAACUCCAGCUACGACGAAGCCCUCUCCCCAACGUCGCCGGGGCCCCUGUCCGUGCGGGCCGGGCACGGGGAGCGGGAGCUGGGCAACCCCGCCACGGCGCCCCCCACGCCCGAGCUGCACGGCAUCAACCCCGUGUUCCUGUCCAGCAAUCCCAGCCGCUGGAGCGUCGAGGAGGUGUACGAGUUCAUCGCUUCCCUGCAAGGGUGCCAAGAGAUCGCAGAGGAGUUCCGCUCCCAGGAGAUUGACGGACAGGCCCUGCUGCUCCUGAAGGAAGAGCAUCUCAUGAGUGCCAUGAACAUCAAGCUGGGCCCGGCCCUCAAGAUCUGCGCCAAGAUCAACGUCCUGAAGGAGACCUAAGGAGGUGCUCUGGCCCGGCCCCCCACCCGCCCCGGGCCGACCCCCCGCCGUCCGGGCUAGCCCCGGGUCCCGGCCGGCCGUCCCCGGGACGCCCCGUCUCCCGGCGAGCGGGUUCCCGAGACGGGGAAGCUGACCAAGUCCAAGAGUCGGACGCUGGUGCUCCACGGUGGCAGCUGUGACCUUUUUUCUCUGGGUUCUACUCUGUUUUCUCAAACCUCGGCAACUCUCGCCGUCCUCAAGACCGGCCAGUCUCGACCACCCCAGGCAGUCCAGGAGACCGAGGACUGCCCAGCCUUAUCCUGGCGCCGAGUCAGGCCCGGGCGCCUCCCAGCUCGCGUGACCCGGAAGCAGAACCUGGCGCGCGCCCCCGGCCCCCCAGCCUCCCCCCGCCACCCACCCACCCACCCCGGACUGUCUGGCUGUCGCUGUGGCCCAUGUCCCCGUCGUCACUCGAGGAACCGGGUCUCCUGUUCCCAGGGCCAGUCGCCAGGACCGUCCCACUCCUGCAGGGACUGUUUGCACCACGUGGUCCUCAUCGUCCUUCCUGCGUCCCCCGCCCCCCCUCACUCAUCUGUUGGUCCCCCCCCCUUCUGUUCCCCUCCAGCUCCGCGCGUCCUAUAGCUUUAUAAACAGGAGUGCCUGGGGCUGCUGCCCGGAGUCACACCCGCCGCAGGCCCCAGUCCUUAUACUACACAAAUAUUAAAUAUUUUUUUCCUCCUCAGUAAAAGGAAGAAAAUUGGC
Molecule: messenger RNA, 4104 nt
Organism: Sorex araneus (European shrew)
Lineage: Eukaryota; Metazoa; Chordata; Mammalia; Eulipotyphla; Soricidae
Gene: PHC1
Product: polyhomeotic homolog 1
Exons: 15
Coding region: 319-3363 (1014 amino acids)
Cellular component (GO): PRC1 complex; nucleus
Molecular function (GO): zinc ion binding; protein binding
Source: RefSeq, a predicted model, not a curated record